Closterium sp. Yama58-4 is the source of this 5169-nucleotide messenger RNA. Lineage: Eukaryota; Viridiplantae; Streptophyta; Zygnematophyceae; Desmidiales; Closteriaceae. The record is from the annotation of a GenBank genome assembly.
AUGCCUUCAUCCCAACCAUCCCCUUUGCGCCCUCUCCCCUCCCGCUUUGUUGCGCCGCUGGAACCCUGCCCUCUUCACGUCCCUACCGCCUUCCCAGCCCAAGCAACAUCGAAGAGGGUGAGGGGGUUGGCCAAAUCCCGCAUAUCCAUGGCACCCAUGGCUCGUGCUGCUCCGCCGCCACCGCCGCCUGCCCUACUCGGCGCUCGAGCGUUAUUCAACACCAAAGACCCCACGCCGUGCCGUGCCAAGCGUAGGUGGCGCGUGGCGAGUCGCCUACUCAAAGGCGCGACAGACAGUCUUUGUCACUCAGACAUUCCAACGUUCCGCGUUAUGGCGCCGCAAUUUGUCGUGGAGGGAUCUUUGUCCACAGAGAUGACGUCACCGGCCUUUCGCAAGUCGUUCCACUCCGAUCCUCUGUCCGCAGCGUCGUCACCUUCCCCCGCAUCGUGCUCGCCGCUAGCAUCCUUGGCACACCCGCCCUCCACCGUGUACCCUCAAUCCUCCGCGCUGUCCUCCUCCCUCUCCGCCGGUUCUCCUGCCGGCAUUUUCGCGGCGAUAGAACGGCGAUCCGUCCCCGCACUCGACGCCGCCAUCGCCGCAUGGCGCCAGCGCACGGGCAGCGCGGAGGGGCCCUCCGAUCCUGGCAACGGCGGCGCGGCAGCAGGGGGAGCGGUGCGGAUGGGGCGCGAUGAGGCGCUUAGCGGGCUGCGGUCGAGUCGUGGGUUAACGGCGCUGCACGCGGCGGUGUGGCAGAACCACGUGGGCGUGGUGGAGCGACUGCUGGAGCUGGGAUGCGACCCCGACGCUGCGGACUGGGAGUCGGGGUGGACGGCGCUGCACCGCGCGUGUCACUUCGGGCACUGGGCCGUCAUGGGGCGCCUGCUCGCGCACAACGCGUCGCCCUCCGCGCUCGACGCGCUGGGCCGCACGCCGCUGCAGCUGCUGCCGCGCCCGCUGCACCAAGCCCACGACACCCCCGCCACUCUCGCCGCCGCCCUCCCAUUCGUCGGCGAGCUUCCCUCUGCCGCUCCGCGCGCCUCCGACUCUCCCUCCGCUGCGGAGCCCCCGCGCGCGUCUCUGCGCAGCGCAGGCGUCCCCGUGGGCGCGCAGGUGCAGGCGGAGGUGUUUUCGUGGGGCAACGGCGCCAACUACCAGCUGGGGACGGGCUCCACGCGCAUUCAGCGCACCCCCGCGCGCAUCGACGGCCUCUCCACCGCUACCGCCACCGGCACCGGCAGCACGGGCGACGGUGCUGCGAGUGCGAGCGACGGGGACGAAGGGGCCAGUUCCGCAGCCACGGCACCCCCGCCACCUGCAUGUGCGGCAGCAGGCCCGGCGGCGGCAGUGGUGGCGGUGGCGGCGGGUCGGUUCCACAGCGCGGCGGUGACGGCGCGGGGCGAGCUGUUCACGUGGGGCUUCGGACGGGGCGGUCGCCUGGGCCACCCCGACUUCGACGUGCACAGUGGGCAGGUGGCGGUGAUUCUCCCCCGGCGCGUGACAGCGGGCCUGGGCGGGCGCGCAGUGCGCGUGGUGGCGGCGGCGAAGCACCACAUGCUGGCCGCCACGCACACCGGGGAGCUCUUCUCCUGGGGCUCCAACCGCGAGGGGCGGCUGGGUUACCCGGCAGUGGACUCGCAGGCCACGCCGCGGCGCGUGGCGGCGCUGCGGCAGCGAGUGGUGGCGGUGGCGGCGGGCAACAAGCACAGCGCGGCGCUGACGGUGGCAGGGGAGGUGUACACGUGGGGGUGCAACACGCAUGGGCAGCUGGGGUACGGCACCAUCAACAGCACGUCCAGCUGCACGCCGCGCAUCGUGGACCACUUGAAGGGCCGUGCCAUCGCUGCUGUGGCCGCUGCCAAGAGGCACACCGUCGUGCUCACCGCCGAUGGGGAGGCGUAUACGUGGGGGCACCGCCUGGUGACGCCGAGGCGAGUGAAGGUGGAGAGGGACGUGCGCAAGGGGGGCGCCAGUGCCGCUGCUGGCGGGGCCGGGGUGAUUCGGUUCCACCAGCAGGCGCGGCUGCAGCUGACGGCGGUGGCAGCGGGUGCCAUGCACACCACGGUGCUGUCGCACGACGGACUCGUCUUCUACUGGCUCUCACAUGACCCGCACCUCAAGUGCCACCAGUUGGUGGCGCUAGCGGAGCAGCGCGCGGUGGCGGUGGCAGCGGGCAAGUGGCGCACGGCCGUGGUGACGGCGGGCGGCAGUGUGUACGUGUGGGACGCCUCCCACACAGACACGCCCCUGCCUGCGCCUGCUGCUGCCGCCACUGUCGCCGCAGGAGGCACGGGGGUGGUAAGAGUAGGAGAGGGAGGAGGUGGAGACGCAGGCGCGUGCAGCACAGCAGGCGCAGAGGCAGGAGGAGGAGCGGUGCCCCCCCUGGUGCAGCGCGUGGCUGGUAUCUGCCAGGCCGCUGCCGUGGCGGUGGGCGACCUGCACUCCCUUGCCGUCGCACACGUGCUGCUGCCACCCCUCCCUCACCCCUCCCCGCCGCACGCUGCCCCGUCUGCAGCGGUGCCUUCGGCGGGUGGAGAUGCAGAGGGGCGGGGGUGGGUGGCGCCAUUGAAGCAGCUGUGCGAGGCAGUGAUAGCAGCGCACGUGGUGGACGUGCGCAACGUGCUGCCCGUGCUCGCCAUUGCUGAUGCCGUGCACGCCCACCUCCUCACACCCUACUGCCAGCACCUGGCACUGGCGAACCUGGCGUUCAUAGCGACGGUGGCCCCCCAGCAGCUCGCCCUCUGCCCGCCCCACGUGCUCGCGCACCUCGAGGCCGUCUCCCGCACCUGCUCCUCCGCCGCCUCCGCCCCUGCCCCCACGGCUCCUCCACUGCUGCCUCUCUCGCGCGCUCUGCCCACACCCACGGCGCCCAACGACCCUGUGCUGGCUGGCGAAGAGGAGGAGGAGUACGAGGGGGGAAGUGGCGAGCAGCAACAGGGCAUGCACGAGCAUGGGCAGCAGCAACCGCACGUUGGGUACCAAGACCACCUGCACGCCCAUUCCUUUGACUCCACCCCCCAUGCCACUGCCCACGCCCACAGCACCACAUGGCAUGUCACCCCCUCCCCUGACCUUGCCUCGGCGCUCCACAUGGCGCGCCAUACCGGCCUCCCAGUCCUCCAUGCAGACCUGGGAAUCACAUCCAGGUUCGGCGGAGGCUCGGGAGUGGACGCAGCAGGUGAGGCGGAGGUGGCGCGGCAGGUGAGGGCAGUGCGGAAGAAGCUGCAGCAGGUGGAGAUGCUGGAGGCGCGCAGGCGGGCGGGUGAGGUGCUGGAUGCGCAGCAGCGGGCCAAGGUGGCGGGCAAGGCGCAGCUGGACAAGGUGGUCGCCGUGCUGGAGGCCGGUGGGCCCGCUGCUGCUGCUCUUGCCGCCGCCCGCGCUGCUUCUGCUGCUGCUGCUAGUGGCGCUGCUGCGAGUGUGGGUGGUGGAAGUGGUGUGGGGGGGAAUGGGAGUGUGGGUGAGGCCGUGCAUGGUGAUGGCGCUGCUGACGCUGGUUCCACACACACGACCAACAACGCCACUCCCGGCAAGGCUGGUGACGCAGCUGCAGCAGGGAAGGACAAGAGUCGGAAAAAAGGAGGGCAGGGAUUAUCUAGUAAGCAGUCAGAGGCCAAGGAGAGGGAGAAGGCACCGCGUGCAACAGCUGCCUCGCGUGGCCCCUCGGAACCUGUUGCCAUACCUGACAGCAUGCAUCCACCAGCAGCAGCCUGUGAAGCCACAGUGGGUGUGCUUCUGCCCCCUGGUGGGGCGCUCUGUGCACCACCAGCAAUGCCACACGCUGCUGCUCGCACCACUGCUGCCACCAGCACUACCACUGCUGGCAGCGGUGGCAGUGGGAAGAAGGGGGCGAAGAAGAAGUGGCGAAAGGGAGGGCUGUCGCUGUUCCUUGCUGGUGACCUGGAACGUGACGCCACCGCCGCCACUGCACCUGCCACGCCUGCUCCUGCAGGUGGAGCAGCGGGCCCCUCUCCCUCCCCAUCGCCCGCCAAGCCUGCGUGGGGCAUCCCUCGCCAGCCCGCACCACCCGAUGCUCUGCCUGCUCCUACAGAGGCGUCGCCUGCGCGCUCACUGCGGGACAUUCAGAGUGAGCAGCAACAGCAGCACAGCGGCAGGGCAGCGCUGCACACUGCACCCGCGCCCAUUUCCCGCCCCCUUGGCCAUGGCACCUCUGCUGCGGGCAGUUGUGGCAGUGGCAGCAGCGGGGGCAGGUCCAUGAGCGGCACAGAUGCAGUGAGUGCAGUGGGCAGGAGCGCCACCAAAGGCAGCAGCGGGCGGCGUGGGCAGCAGGGGCAGCACGGCAGUGCACCGGGGUUGCUGGGGUUCGUGUCGGUGGCUGCUCCUCACAGCGCAUCUCCGGGGCAAGCAGGGCACGAGCGAGUGGCAGCAGGCGCGGCACAGGGGGCAGGGGGGUGGAGAGGUGGCGAGGGUGGUGGAGUGGCAGCGGGGAUCAGAGUAUCUCUGGGGGAGCUGCUCAAGGCGUCCACCCAACACAAGCCCCACCAUACAGAUGCUGCUGGGGGCGCGGGCAAGGCAAGGGCAGCACCGGUGGCACCGUGGGCCAAGGGGCGUGGUGGAGAGGGCACGGUGGGAGACGACCCCGUGGUGCGCAGCCAGGGGAUGAACAUAGGCAGGGGGUUGGGCAGCGGUGGGCAAGGAGGAGGGCAUGCACGUCAGCCUGUUUCACUGGUGGAGAUUCAGCAGCAACAGGAGCUGUCGCGCCGUCGCUCGCAGCACUGCGGCUCAUGGGGCAGCCCCACCUCUGCCCUGCUCGCCGCAUCGCCAUCCAAUGCUGCCACACCAGCAGCGGCACUGCAACGACCUGCUGCCUCUGCUCCCGUGCCAUGCUCCCCAUCCUCCCCGGCUCCCUCGCCCUCACCCAGCCGUUUUUCCGCCGCCUCUUCUCCUGCCAUGCCCGCCACUCCCCAUGGCUCAUCUGCGCGCACGCGUGCCUCUGGCAGUGGUGGAAGCAUGCCUGCUGCUGUUGCUCUUGCCACCACCACUACAGGUGGCGGGUUUGCCCCUGCUGCAGCGGAGGCAGAGAGCCGGUGGUACAAGGGGGUGGAGGAGGGGGUAAGGGCGUCAUCGCUGCGCAGCAUUCAGAUUGAAGAGCAGGCCAUGAGGGAGCUCAAGAGCUUUGGCUUUGCCAGUGUGCGCGUCGUCAGGGAUACGUAG